Plasmodium berghei ANKA is the source of this 894-nucleotide messenger RNA. RefSeq names its product fam-a protein. The record is from RefSeq and is a predicted model, not a curated record. Lineage: Eukaryota; Apicomplexa; Aconoidasida; Haemosporida; Plasmodiidae. The transcript is spliced from 6 exons. Bases 1 to 894 code for a protein of 297 amino acids.
AUGAAUACAGGUUACAUCCAGGUUGUCCUUUUUCUUUUAAGCUUCUUCGUAUAUAUGAAUAACAAUGCCAUUGCAAGCGAGCUUUCUCUAAAAAAAUCUAAGAAUAUUUCUUCAUCCAAAGAUUCUCUGCUUAGUUAUAUCCCGGAUAAAAUUUUUAAACCAUCCAACUCCUUAAUAUGUACCAAUCCUGAUGAAAUUGAAAAAGCAGAAAAAAUUAUGGGUGAGGCUAUAGAACGAUUGAAAGAACAUGCUAUACAUUCAAAUGAUUACAGGUUGUACCACCAUUAUGAUGAAGAUGUAAAUGUAUAUCGUAAGAGACAUAAAUAUCUAAUCGUUGAUAAAAUUGAUGUUAAAAUCCACAAUACCGAUAAGUAUGAAGAAAUAAUAGAUACACUAUUCAACUUUAAUAAUGAUAUAUAUAGUGGUGGUAUCGUGGUUGAAGGAAAAGUUGUCCGUGAAUACAAUCCAAAUUUAGUAAUGAUACAAAAACGCUACAUAGAUGUCCCUAAUAAACCUUUUGAAGGAUAUUUUUAUUCUAUAGCUACAAAACAUCAAGUAUCUGAAGAUACUACUGUAAUUGCUUUAACAUCGGCAAAUAUAAAUGAUUACAACCAUAUAGACAAAAAUUUAUUUAGAAACAUUAUUGUAGAAAGUGCAAAUUCAUUCGAAACCGACAUAUGUUCUGAAAAUUAUAUUAGAAGAAGAUACUUAAACAAAAUGUUUGUUCACUUAUCCGGAUAUAUCAUUAAAAAAAAAAGUAAAUAUAUUCAAAUUACCUGUAUUAACGCUCUUGAAGUAGAUAAUCGCAAUGCUCCAAAAUUCGUUGAAGAAAGAUUUAAAUCAGACAAAUUAACGAUUCUAGUUAGUACAAGAAACAAAUAUUCUAUGAAAUAA